Cokeromyces recurvatus is the source of this 2039-nucleotide messenger RNA. RefSeq lists its product as uncharacterized. NCBI's taxonomy places the organism in Eukaryota, Fungi, Mucoromycota, Mucoromycetes, Mucorales, Mucoraceae. The transcript has 9 exons. The record is from RefSeq and is a predicted model, not a curated record. Bases 113 to 1957 code for a protein of 614 amino acids.
UUUUUUUUGAGGAACCUGGAAAAUACACUGCUGAUUUUAUAAUUCACAUUAUAUGCUUUGAUUUUCCCAAUCAUUCUAUUUCUUUUUAAUUAUUAAAACAAGUGUGUAUAGUAUGGAAGUUUCUUCAGAAAAAGAACAUGCUCAUAAACCAAUUUCCAUUGCAUUAUUAAAAGUUCAAUUAACAAGACUUAUUGAUCAGCAUAAUAAUCGAGGAGUCAUAUACACAAAAGAUUUAUUAUCACUCAUUGAUAAAUACGAAUUAUCUAAAGAUGUUGUUCUGUUAACUAAACAACAGAAAAGGGCCAUUUUGCCUUAUACUUUAAAAGACCCCGACCUAGAAAUGACACCAGAUGAUAUUUUAAACCUUUUAAAAAUCGUUUGUCCUCCAUUACCCAUCUCCUCCCUAUCUGAGCCAACUACUGCUACCUACCAAAGGAAAUUUGAAGAAACCAUCAAGACCAUAGAUAGCAGACCAAGAACAUCGAUUCCUUUAAAAUCCAAUAAAUCAACUCCUUGGAAAAGAAGACUUUCUGCUAUUGUUACGACAAUUCAUGAAGAGGAAGAACAUAUACUUUCACCCUUGAACAACUCAAUUGAAGAUCAUUCUCAAACUAAAGAAGAACAAUAUUCUAGUCAAGAUUUAGCUCAGUAUUAUCGUAGAUCACUUAAACUGACUCAAAGAUUAAAAUGUUCUGAACGUAGUCUGGCAAGUAUAGCACGCGAUAACGAAGAUCGUAUUAUAGAAUUACAAAAUAAAGUAGAUGAUAUGAACUUGGAAGUUGUGAAACAAAGAAAAGAAAUUUUAGAAUAUAAAGGAAAAGAAAGAAAUAGUUUAGAGCAAAUUAGUGCUUUGGAAUCACAUAUUGCAAACAUUCAACGGUCUGAAACUGAUAAAAAACAAGUCUAUUUAUCUAUUAAAACCUUAUUUGAUGAAAAAUGUCAGGAAGCACAAAAGCUUCAAGAUUCAUUAAAGCAGAAAGAAGUGUGUUUGGAAAAGUCGGAAGAUUUAUUAAACAACUUACAAAAUGAAGUGCAGUUACUAAAGAAUGAACGACAUAGACUUGUUGAUCUUCAAAAUACACUUGAAUUAGAAUUAGAAACCUCUGCAAAGGCACAUAAAGAGUUGGCUGAACAAAAAUCAGAAAAUGAAAAGUUGAAAGAGAUUAUCGAUAGCUUAAAGACAGAUUUAAAUGUAGCUCUUCUUCAUCAACAUGAUACAAGUCAUGAUGUAUCAUUUGAAGAACAAAAGACACUUAAAAGACAACUAUCGUUAGAAUCACAUGCAUCAUUCAAGACUUUAGAUAACGAGUUACUAUUGGAUAAAGAUGAGAAUGAGGCAUCAGUUGAAUACUACAAGCAUAGAGCAGAUGAAACAAAUAAGGAUUUGGAUAGAGUUAAAAAUGAAUUUAAUUAUCUUCAGAAAGCACUAAAGUCAGAAAAUGAUUCACUUAUAAAUGAAUUAAAUGAAUUAAAAACAAAGGCCAAUACGACUACUACUGCAGAUAUAACAAACCACAUACCAGAAGAUCUAUUAAAUACCAUUAUAUCAAAGCCAAAUACAUUAGAUAUCUGGACUCCUUCACGAGUAAGACCUGUUGGAAAUCAAAAGGAUAAAAGAAAGAGAACAGUACAAGACCUUCAUCAAUCUAUUCGUCUUCAUACUACAACUUCAAAAGAUAUAUCAACAAUAAAAGAUCGUAAUCAUAAAGGCUUAACAAGAAAAGAGGAUAGAAUUGUAACAAACACCGUCACAUUUGCACUUUAUACGCUUUUAGUCUAUUUCUUUGGUAUUAUUACAUCUACGUUUUUAUUGGAUGGAAAUACAACAAGUUGGGAACAAGCUUUAGCCGCUGCUGCUGCUUCUUCUGGUCAAGUGCCUAAAAGUAAAUUUCUCGAAAUUAUUCUUUAUUGGAUUGAAAAGUUAUUAUUUGAACCGGAAGGAUUACCUUUGUCAUAAUUAAAAGUUUCCCCGCAAAAAAAAAGACUGUAUUUUAAUCUGUAAUAUAAUAAAGGUUCAUCGUGGGAAAUUAACAUAUAGC